AUGUCGAGCCUGCUAACCUUGAAUCCGUUCAUGGACCCAAGAGGCGUAGUGAGAGUGGGAGGUCGACUAAAUCAUGCCAACAUCCCAGAAUGCACGCGCCACCCAAUCAUCCUGAAGGAAGAUCACGUCUUCACUCUGUUGGUGGUGAAACAUUGCCCUUCGGUUGUCAAUCACGCCGGCGUUGAAAGAACUCUAGCUGAAGUGCGAUCACGAUACUGGAUUUUAAAAGGAAGACGGACCAUCCGCGGAGUAGUUAAAAGAUGUGUCAUUCGCCGCAAAGCGAGGGCCAAACCAAAACAACCGAUGAUGGCAGCGUUGCCAAAAGAGAGACUCGAAGCCUUUUCGCCCCCUUUUACAAACGUCGGCGUUGAUUUCUUCGGUCCGAUGUACGUCGUGGUGGGUCGGAGAAGGGAGAAAAGGUAUGGUUGUCUAUUCACCUGCUUUGUAACCAGAGCCGUCUACCUGGAAAUCGCGCUGGCCUUUCGUCGCUUUAUUGCCAUCAGAGGCACGCCAGCAGUAGUUUUCAGUGACAAUGGAACAAAUUUAGUAGCCGGUGAGCGUGAAAUGCAAGCCGGGAUGGACAAUCUGACGCGGAAGGCAGCCAAAUGUCCAAAGGAAGAAAAGGAUUGCAAUCUCGACCACAAGAAGAUAUCCGAAGAAACGGCUAGAAGACGAUUAGUUUGGCGUUUUUCCCCUCCAUCAGGCCCCCACUUCGGAGGCGGGUGGGAGAGAAUUGUACAAUCAAGCAAAAGGGCACUACGAGUCGUACUACAAGACAGGGCAGUAUGCGACGAGGUUCUCCUAACCACCUUCGCCGAAGUGACGUCAAUACUAAAUGGGAAACUUUUAAGCAAAGUGAGCACGGACGCGGACGAGCUCGAGCCGUUAACACCAAACCACUUCUUGCUACUCCGGCCGCAUCCGCAUAUACCACCCGAUGAGGAGAAAGCAUUCACUGGGCAUUCUAGGAGACGGUGGAAACAGGCGCAGUUUAUUGUGUACCAAUUCUGGAGAAGAUGGAUCACUGAAUGUAUCCCGAACGGAAUCGAGAGGAAGAAAUGGUUCAAGGAGACUCGCCAACUUCAAUUGGGUGAUCAGGUUUUAAUCAUUGAUGAAAACACCCGACGUGGUGACUGGAUAUCUGGGGUUGUUACUAAAGUUAACAUCGGAGACGGGAAAAUUGUUCGCUCGGCCACCGUUACCACAAAAAACGGAACUUACACUCGCCCAGCAGUGUAA
Daphnia magna is the source of this 1239-nucleotide messenger RNA. RefSeq lists its product as uncharacterized. NCBI's taxonomy places the organism in Eukaryota, Metazoa, Arthropoda, Branchiopoda, Diplostraca, Daphniidae. Gene Ontology annotation, molecular function: nucleic acid binding. The record is from RefSeq and is a predicted model, not a curated record. The transcript has a single exon. The coding region runs from base 1 to 1239 and encodes 412 amino acids.